This is a messenger RNA of Alexandromys fortis (reed vole), 1874 nucleotides long. It is a transcript of the gene Tspo2, whose product is annotated as translocator protein 2. Gene Ontology annotation, cellular component: mitochondrial outer membrane. The record is from RefSeq and is a predicted model, not a curated record. NCBI's taxonomy places the organism in Eukaryota, Metazoa, Chordata, Mammalia, Rodentia, Cricetidae. The transcript has 6 exons. The coding region runs from base 790 to 1281 and encodes 163 amino acids.
GGAUUUUAGCAGAGACCCGUAGGAUUGUAGCUCCAGGCUGGGCUGUUAGAGAAGUUGAAGAUUUCAAUGUCAAACUCCGAACUAGGGGGCCUCCUCCAAACGCCCAAGUAUCAACAGGGCACUGAGGGGCCGAAGGAGGGAAGAGGAGCAGCUCAGCACUAGAGUGCUUGAUAGCAGGCAUGAAGCCCUGGGUACAUUUAAUCCCUAAUCUCUCUCUCUCUCUCUCUCUCUCUCUCUCUCUCUCUCUCUCUCUCUCUCUCACACACACACACACACACACACACACACACACACAAGUCCUAACAGACCAGGGUGUGGGUGUGUGGACAGGAGCACUCACACAAACAGCCACAUAGACUCCCCAACAACGCCACCACCCUUUUCAUCUGAGAAAGGGAGGAGGGCAGGAGCCCAGCUCCACCCUCUCCAGUCCCUCCCCCUCUUCUGUGUUGUGCCCCAUCAGACGUCAUCAGGCAUCCGGCCUGGGAGGUGUGUGCCUGAGAGUCAAACCACAAGAAAUCUGGACACCUGUGCUUGCAAACCAACAUAUGGGAAUGGGGAGACGCAGACCACAUCCCUGAAGGACCAGGAGCAGGAUGCCCCCGCCAGCCUCGGUAAGACACAGUUCUUGAGACUCUACAGGCUUGCUAUCUGCCUGGCCAGGUGCUGCCUAUGUUGGGAGAGAAAGAUCGAACCUGGUCCCAAUUCACAGGAGUCAGGCGAGAGGAGGAAGCCUUUGCUCUGCUGAACUGUGCUCCCCACUGACUGCACUUUGCCUCUCUACGGUGAAUGCAGCUUCAAGGGCCUGUCUUUGUGGGUGUGCCCCUCCUGGGACCCAUCCUGAUUUGCAUGUUCACUCCUAAUGAUUUGUCCGAUUGGUGUGAGGAUGACAGGAAGCUGUCGUGGUGUCCACCCCACAAGGUCAUAUUGCCUGUGUGGGCAACCAUCUACUCUGUCAUGGGCUAUGCCUCCUACCUGGUGUGGAAGGACCUGGGAGGGGGCUUCCGGUGGCCCCUAGCACUGCCCCUUGGCCUCUACACUUUCCAGCUCACCCUCAGCUGGACCUUCUUGGUGCUCUUCUUGACAGCCAACAACCCUGGGCUGGCCCUCCUGGACCUGUUGCUCCUCUAUGGGCUGGUGGCAAGCAUGGUGCUCAUCUGGCAGCCGAUCAACAAGCUGGCUGCUCUGCUCCUACUGCCCUACCUGGCCUGGCUCACUGUGACUACCGCCAUCACCUACCGCCUGUGGAGGGACAGCUUAUGUCCAGCGUACCAGCCUUAGCCAUCAAGAAGAGCAACUGAGGCGCCAGGGAACAGGGAGGUGGUAAGUGGGAGGAGUAGUUGUAGAGCUAGAGACACUUGAUGUGGCCACUCUCCUUAGACUUUGGAGAAAUAGAAAAGAGGAGGGUGUUUUCUGAUACAUAAUAAAAUCCUGUUGUUGACUUUGAGGGUGUGAUGUUAAGUGGACAUGGAUGCAUAGCGUCCAGCAUCCAGGGCUGCAGAGUGGGAGCCUCCCCUGUAGGAGUGACGAGUGGAUGCAGGAACACACGCUGGGUAGGGUGACCACCAUGUCUCCUCUCUCAUGCCUCCCCAAGCCCAGACCAGGGGUUAGCAUUUAACGCUUAUCUCAGGAACAGAAUCUCGGGCCAGCAAGAUCAGGUAAAGUCCUUCCCACUAAAACAGAAUGAAACCUGAUUUCUAUCCCUGGGGACCACACGGUGGACAGGAAAAAAUGAAUCCCGAAAGUUGUCCUUUGACCUCCACAUAAGCACUGUGAUAUACACACAUAUAUACACAUGUGCAUACAUGCACAUGUGCGUACAUGCACACACCCACACCAAAUAGAUGAACAAAUAAAUAAAAAAUGGAAUCUUG